Caenorhabditis angaria is the source of this 876-nucleotide messenger RNA. NCBI's taxonomy places the organism in Eukaryota, Metazoa, Nematoda, Chromadorea, Rhabditida, Rhabditidae. The record is from the annotation of a GenBank genome assembly.
AUGAGAUUUCAGAAAAGUGCUGUGCUCUUUUUAGUCUUGCUCAUAUUUUUGGAAUGUGAAGCUUUUCGAUCUGAAGAUCAGGAAACUGUGGAAAGAUCGGAUGAAGAUCAAGAUCAAGAUCAAGAUCAAGAUCAGGAGAAUAAUCAGGAAUCAGGAGUCAGAAAUCAGGAAUCUGAAGACGAAGAUCAAGAUCAGGAGAACCCUCAGGAUUCAGAAGUCAGAAAUCAGGAAUCUGAAGACGAAGAUCAAGAUCAAGAUCAGGAGAAUACUCAGGAAUCAGAAGAAUCUGAAGAAGAUCGAUCAGCAGAAAUCAAUUCCGAGCUAAAAAACUAUGAAAAAGAGCUCGAUAAAAAUUCGCUUGCUUCAAAUUAUCCGCAACUCUUUCAUCCUCAUAAAAAAUACAAACUUCUGAGCACAAUCCACGAAAAUCAUCCAAAAAUCAUAGGAGAAGGAAAAAAUUGGCUGGAAAAAGUGGGACGAAAAAUUGAGGAAUUUCUAUCGGGAAGAGAUUUUGAUGAAGAAGAUGCGGAAGAAAAAUCGAAACUAUUUCAUAAUACUUCAGAACAUUUACUGGAGAUUUUGGAAACUUGUUUGCAAAUUUAUCAUCCAAUGUUGGAAUUGGGAGCCAAGAAAUCGAAAUUGUCGAAAUUUUGUUUGGAACAAGUUGCGAAACAAAGAUUAGAAGAGGUUCAGGAGGUACAUAACAUUAGAAAAAAACUAUUAGCAAUCAGGGUUAUGUGCUGGAAUCGUCCACCAUUGCUGAUGGAUGUAUGUUCUGAAAAAGAACUAUCAAGGGAUAUGAAGAAAAAAUAUCGAUUGAAUUAUGAACAUUUCAUUUUGAGAACUGGGAUUAGUGAAAAAAUCAGAUUGAUUUAA